CGUUUUGCAACCAAGUUACUUCCGGUCUUAAGGCAUACAAUUGUCACCGAAGGCAACGUUCGAGGCAACGUUUGCAUUGCCUCACGCCCCCAGUUCGUACUACAGGGAUCCCGAGAUACCCCAUCGUCCCGUACGGGUGGGCGGCGCACAGCAUGCAGCGUGUAACCGUAUGUAGAUGUCAAUUAUUACUUGAUUCGCCCAAUUAUAGAACCUGUCUAGGUUCCCGUCCCUCCAAUUCGGCUCUUCUCGUAUUCCAGAGGGACACUGUAGUUAGUAGAAAAGAAUGCCUCCCCGUCAUUCCCACACCUCACCGCUCGCAAUUCAAUUUUUAUUUCCUUGCCACAAACCCAUGAUAGUCAUCUCGAACCGCUUUCCUGGUUAAACCAACAUGGCACCACCGUUGCAUCAGCGCGAGGGGAAUGAUGCAUUCGAUGCGCACACAGUAGCUACACCAGAAGCUGGAGACACCGGCAACUCAAUGGCGCCUUGGUUAAUAGCUGUGAUCGUCAUCGGAGUACUCGUUGUAGCAUCGCUGAUCGUAAUUCUGACAUUACACCUAACAAGAAAACGGCAGCGAAUCCCUCAAGAGGACCAGGCAGACCCUCUGGGCAAAGAAUUUAAAAAACGGAAGAUGAGGUCGACAGACAGGCAAGCAGUAGAGGAGAUUGAGCGGGCUACGAUGAUCCGGAAGUCCCUAGCAAGCCGAACCUCGUCGCGGAACUCUCAGGUGUGGGGGUCUUCGGAAUAUCAAUUCCAAGAGCUGGACCAGGAAGACCGAGAGCCUGUGGCCCCGAGAGAACCAAAGGAACAGACAGAACAGGGAGAAAACUGGAAGGAAUUCGAGGCAGGUCAGAUACCGAUUCCCGGUGUUCAAGACACGCAGAUGGGAAUCCACCCGGCUCUUCUACCGCAACCUCAAUUAGCCGUUCGACCUCCGCCUCGAACACCAUCUCCGAGCCGGGGACCGCAACCACCUCGAUUAAUCAUCCCUUCAUAACGAGAAAACGAGUUUACUAGGUUAUAUAUUUCCUGCGCCGCUUUGACGAAUUUUUUUGCAUACGGAUAUGGGAAGGUUUAACGGCGCAUAGUAAAGAAUACCCUCGGGGCCAUCGCACAGGCGUUUUAGGGGCGAGCAUUGAUGGCACUGUCAAUAUCUGGGGUAGCUAUUUAUAAGUUUUAAUUUGUUUAUUGAACCACGGUUAUCUGUCACGAGGGGGUGUUAUUGGUGUUGGUUUGAAAAUAGCCAUGCUUCUAGCCUGUCUACGUUUAUUCCCGUCAUGGUAUCAAGCACUUCUCUCUAUCACAGUACAGUUAUGUCAAAUUUACGGCGAGGAUCGCAGGCGAUUCUGCCGUUGUCUUCAAAGCUGUUUACCUUUUAGAAAUGUGAUUAGUUUCUAGCAUUUUGCGUAUUUGAUAUUCUAAUAUGGCAUUUCUGCAAGAGAGUGAUGAGGCUUGGAAUAUGGUGAAUGGCGUGGAAUAACCCUUAGGUACCUCCUAACCUAGUUUCUCAGACGCCACUUUUUGGUGCUUGGUCAUUUUUCUAUUGAUAAAACAUCCAUGUUGAAUAUAUUUGUCCAAGGUUUUAUAAAAAUUCACUAAAGAUGGAAUUCCUCACAACUAGACUAAGGUUAGGUACAUAGGUACCAGUCAUGAAACUUUGGAUACCUAUGUAUAAUAAGUUUAUUGAAUACGUCCAAUAGCAUCAGAAAUAGAGUUUAGUUACUACAAA
Daldinia decipiens is the source of this 1729-nucleotide messenger RNA. RefSeq lists its product as uncharacterized. The transcript has a single exon. The record is from RefSeq and is a predicted model, not a curated record. The coding region runs from base 389 to 997 and encodes 202 amino acids. Lineage: Eukaryota; Fungi; Ascomycota; Sordariomycetes; Xylariales; Hypoxylaceae.